CUUCGUUUUUUAAGGAAAUUUAACAAGGGUUAUUUAUCUAUAUAUCUGUAACUGUAAGAGAUUUUUUAUUUAGGAUUUCCAGAAAAUGUCGUCAUCAAAGAACAAACAGAACUUGGCUGAAGUUGUCUCAGCAAGAAACAGAUUUGAUGCCACAUUACAACUUCUUGUCGACAAAAGAGAUGAGGGGCAAGAGUCCAGUGACGAAGGGGGUGAAAUUGAUAUUUGUCUCAGUGAACCAUCUCCAAUGCAAUCCCCAAGUAAACGUUCAUCCACCACUAGAGGAAGAAAAAGAAAGCGAGCGAAGGAUGAUUCUGAUUAUGAGCCCGGACAAUACCAGCACACAUACAUCAUGAAGCUGUUCGACCGCAGUGUGGACUUAGCUGUCUUUGAUGAGGAUUCUCCUCUCUACCCUAUUUGUCGAGCUUGGCUGAAAAACAACCCUCACAGCAGAGAGCCGCCCCCUCACUCCCCCUCCCCAGAACCUGAAACAGCACCUGCUAGUGAAGAGGAGACUGAAAGAAUUCCAGAUAUUUACAAAAUGCCGCCCCCAAUAAAACAGGAUCCUGAUGACCAUACAGACUACAGGAUUCCCCACCCUGUGCCCCAACCCAAGACCUAUUUCUUUAUAUCGGAUGCAGAUGAUGCUCCUCCAGCAGAAAGUCUCCUUCUGAAACACAUGGAGAGGUGGAAACAAGUCAGACAAAGUUGGAUAGAUCAAGGCAGGAUCAAUGAAAUGAGAUAUGGAGAGAGUAUGCAGCUACUUCGGGACAUAUUUGACUGUCAAAUGAAGGACGCUUAGUCUAGUAUUCUGUGAAAAUGAGAUUCCUUUCAUGUUAACUAAUUGUUAUGAGAAACUUUUCAUACAUGAGAAACUUCUCAUACAUGCAUUUCUUUGAAAAAUCUUACAUGGAUACAAAUAACCAGAGACAUUGUUGUCUCUCAAAUGACAUUUGAGAGUCAUUUGAGAUUAAAAAACAUUCAAAAUUUUACAUGUAGAUACAUGUACAUGUAUGAUGAUUAUUAUUUUUAUAAUUACAAAAUCAGAAUCGUAAACUGUGUUCAGAAUUUUGCCCAAACAGUAAAUCAAAGAAAUGUUUUUUCCCUCCUUCUUUUGUGUUUAUUAUAAUAACAGAGUCGUACAUGUAUACAUCAUGCCAGAAUCACAAAUAAAACCAUUAAAUGUA
This is a messenger RNA of Saccostrea echinata, 1184 nucleotides long. Its product is annotated as protein lin-37 homolog. Gene Ontology annotation, biological process: negative regulation of transcription by RNA polymerase II. Gene Ontology annotation, cellular component: transcription repressor complex; Myb complex. The coding region runs from base 86 to 799 and encodes 237 amino acids. The record is from RefSeq and is a predicted model, not a curated record. The transcript has 8 exons. NCBI's taxonomy places the organism in Eukaryota, Metazoa, Mollusca, Bivalvia, Ostreida, Ostreidae.